This is a messenger RNA of Clarias gariepinus (North African catfish), 7000 nucleotides long. RefSeq names its product disco-interacting protein 2 homolog Ca (gene dip2ca). The coding region runs from base 395 to 5221 and encodes 1608 amino acids. Lineage: Eukaryota; Metazoa; Chordata; Actinopteri; Siluriformes; Clariidae. The record is from RefSeq and is a predicted model, not a curated record. The transcript is spliced from 38 exons.
GUCACUCUGUCGCCCCCUGUCUGUCACUGCAGGUAUGACCGGCUGGAGGCUUUGCGUCACGCGCGAAGGUGACGGUUGAGGAGGCAGGGAGUCGCGCGCUGACAGCGCUCUGCACACCGCAGCUCGAGCCGUUACAGCACCGAGUCACGCGCUCCGGUAUGGCGGCGCUGCACUAACGGACACGCGCACAGACACGCAGACGCACCGCGCGCUACACCGCCGCCGCCCCGGGGCUCCGCGCGACACCACCGGAAACCGAGAUUUAUUUCAGCGGAGAGAGAGAGAGCGAGCGCGCGCGCGCGUGUGUGUGUGUGUGUGUGCCGCUGCGGCGGGGAGAGAGAGAGAGAGAGAGAGAGUGUGUGUGUGUGUGUGUUAGAGAGAGAGAUUAAACACAAUGGCGGACCGGGAUGCUGUGCCGCUUCCCCUGGAGGUGAGGGCGAGACUGGCGGAGCUGGAGCUCGAGCUGUCCGAGGGUGACAUCACACAGAAAGGUUAUGAGAAGAAGAGAGCGAAACUCAUCGGCGCUUAUCUUCCACAGCCUCCAGGGCUGGACGUGUCGAUGGGACACGAGCGCCGCCCCCCCAUGGUUCCCUCCUCUGCCUCCCGUUACCACCGCAGGCGUUCCUCGGGUACCCGGGACGAGCGCUACAGAUCAGAUGUUCACACUGAAGCAGUUCAGGCUGCUCUCGCUAAACACAAGGAGAGGAAGGUGGCCGUGCCGAUGCCAUCAAAACGCCGCUCGUUAGUGGUACAGACCUCCAUGGACGCCUACACACCUCCAGGCCUCUCCCCGCUCUCGUCUCUGCCCCCGCUGACAGACACCUCGUCGGGCUCGGAGGAGGAGGGGCUUCAUGGCAAAGGCACGCCCACCUCCAGCCAGGGCAGCGCCAGCAUGGAGCACUGGAUCAGCCGUGCCAUCCACCACGGCUCCACGACCUCGUCCUCAUCCUCGUCCACGCAGAGCGGAGGGAGCGGCGCCGCCAGCCGUCUCGCAGAUGUCCUCGCCCAGACGCACGUGGGCAAACCAGGGCCGAUCGCACACCUCUCUCUGAAGAGGAAAACCAUGCUCGGUGUAGCUGAGAACGGAAACUCGCUGCGUCGCUCCUGUGAGUUCGGGUCAGAUCUCCUCUGGCCGCCGCCCCUCGAGUCAGAUGAGAACCACUCAGCUCCUCCAGAUGUCACCACCUACACCUCAGAGCUCCCAGCGCAGGUGGAGAGACCGCAGGUGUCCACUGUCCCUCGCACCUCCCAGAAGUACGGCAACGCCGAGCUCAUGGAGACUGGAGACGGGGUCCCAGUCAGCAGUCGAGUCUCUGCUAAGAUCCAGCAGCUGGUAAACACUCUGAAGCAGCCGAGACGGCCUCCACUGCGCGAGUUCUUCGUUGAUGAUUUUGAGGAGCUUCUCGAGGUCCAGCAGCCCGACCCGAACCAGCCCCGGCCCGAGGGAGCGCAGAUGAUGACCAUGAGAGGAGAGCAGCUUGGAGUGGUGACCAACUGGCCUCCAUCACUGGAGGCGGCGCUGCAGAGAUGGGGAACCAUCUCCCCUAAAGCGCCCUGUCUCACCACCAUGGACACCAACGGCAAGCCCCUCUACGUCCUCACCUACGGGAAAUUGUGGUCACGCAGCAUCAAAGUUGCCUACAACAUCCUGCACAAACUGGGGACCAAACAGGAGCCCAUGGUGCGACCGGGGGACCGGGUAGCUCUGGUGUUCCCAAAUAACGACCCCGCUGCAUUUAUGGUGGCGUUUUACGGCUGUCUGUUGGCCGAGGUCGUCCCGGUGCCUAUAGAGGUGCCUCUGACCCGUAAGGACGCAGGCAGUCAGCAGAUCGGCUUCCUGCUCGGGAGUUGCGGCGUUACUGUGGCUCUGACCAGCGACGCCUGCCACAAGGGGCUCCCUAAAGGCCCAACCGGGGAAAUCCCACAGUUCAAAGGUUGGCCGAAGCUGCUGUGGUUCGUCACAGAGUCUAAACACCUCUCCAAGCCUCCUCGUGAUUGGUUCCCGCAUAUUAAAGACGCCAACAAUGACACAGCCUACAUCGAGUAUAAGACCUGUAAGGAUGGCAGUGUACUGGGUGUUACAGUGAUGAGGAUCGCUCUGCUCACACACUGCCAGGCUCUCACACAGUCCUGCAGAUACACGGAGGCGGAGACCAUAGUGAAUGUGUUAGACUUUAAGAAGGAUGUGGGUCUGUGGCACGGCAUUCUGACGAGUGUGAUGAACAUGAUGCAUGUGAUCAGUAUCCCGUACUCUCUGAUGAAGGUCAAUCCAUUGUCCUGGAUCCAGAAAGUGUGUCAGUAUAAAGCUAAGGUGGCGUGUGUGAAGAGCAGGGACAUGCACUGGGCUCUGGUGGCUCACCGAGAUCAGAGGGACAUCAACCUGAGUUCACUGCGCAUGCUGGUGGUGGCUGAUGGAUCAAACCCCUGGUCGAUCUCGUCAUGUGACGCGUUCCUGAACGUGUUCCAGAGUAAGGGUCUGAGGCCGGAGGUCAUCUGUCCGUGUGCUAGCUCUCCUGAAGCUCUCACUGUCGCCAUCAGGAGACCAACAGAUGACAGCAGUCAGCCUCCGGGUCGAGGUGUUUUGUCGAUGCAGGGUCUGAGUUAUGGAGUCAUUAGAGUGGACACGGAGGAGCGUCUCGCCGUUCUCACAGUCCAGGAUGUGGGCACGGUCAUGCCUGGAGCACUAAUGUGUGUGGUGAAACCAGAAGGCGUUCCACAGUUGUGUCGAACAGAUGAGAUCGGAGAGCUGUGUGUCUGCUCCAUCGCCACGGGAACGUCGUACUACGGCCUGUCGGGGAUGACCAAGAACACCUUCGAGGUCUUCCCCAUGACGGGCUCGGGCGCUUUGAUUAGCGAGUACCCGUUCACGCGCACCGGCCUGCUGGGCUUCGUGGGUCCCGGCGGUCUCGUGUUCAUCGCGGGGAAGAUGGACGGCCUGAUGGUGGUCAGUGGGCGGAGACACAACGCUGAUGACAUCGUGGCCACGGCACUCGCUGUAGAGCCCAUGAAGUUUGUGUACAGAGGAAGGAUAGCGGUGUUCUCUGUGACGGUUCUCCAUGACGAGCGGAUCGUGGUGGUGGCGGAACAGAGACCCGACUCCACAGAGGAGGACAGCUUCCAGUGGAUGAGUCGCGUGCUGCAGGCCAUAGACAGUAUCCACAACGUGGGUGUGUUCUGUUUGGCGCUGGUUCCGGCCAACACACUGCCCAAGACGCCGCUGGGGGGGAUCCACCUGUCUGAGACCAAGCAGCUGUUUCUAGAAGGUUCUCUGCAUCCCUGCAACGUUCUCAUGUGUCCUCACACCUGCGUCACCAACCUGCCCAAACCCCGCCAGAAACAACCAGAGAUCGGACCGGCGUCGGUGAUGGUGGGGAAUCUGGUGUCAGGGAAGAGAAUCGCGCAGGCCAGUGGGAGAGACCUGGGACAGAUCGAAGACAAUGAUCAGGCAAGAAAGUUCCUGUUCUUAUCUGAAGUGUUGCAGUGGCGAGCACAGACCACCCCGGACCACAUACUCUUCACCCUGCUCAGCUCUCGGGGGGCGGUCCUGAGCUCACUGACCUGCGUUCAGCUCCAUAAGCGUGCAGAGAAGAUCGCGGCGAUGCUGAUGGAGCGAGGACACCUGCAGGACGGAGAUCAUGUGGCGCUGGUGUACCCGCCUGGUAUCGACCUCAUCGCGGCGUUUUACGGGUGUCUGUACGCGGGCUGUGUGCCCAUCACCGUGCGCCCGCCGCACCCUCAGAACAUCGCCACCACGCUGCCCACCGUCAAGAUGAUCGUGGAGGUGAGCCGCUCAGCCUGUGUCAUGACUACACAGAUGAUAAGUAAACUGCUGAAGUCCAAGGAAGCGUCUGCCGCAGUGGAUGUCAGGGCGUGGCCCGUGGUCCUGGACACAGACGAUCUGCCAAAGAAAAAGCCUCCUCAGCUGUACAAGCCCUCGAACCCGGACACGCUGGCGUACCUGGACUUCAGUGUGUCCACCACAGGGAUGCUCGCAGGGGUAAAGAUGUCUCACUCUGCCACCAGUGCCUUCUGCCGCUCAAUCAAGCUCCAGUGUGAGCUGUACCCGUCUCGCGAAGUGGCCAUCUGCCUCGACCCGUACUGCGGCCUGGGCUUCGUCCUCUGGUGCCUCUGCAGUGUGUACUCAGGGCACCAGUCCAUCUUGAUCCCUCCGUCGGAGUUGGAAGUCAAUCCCGCGCUCUGGCUGCUAGCCGUCAGUCAGUUCCGCGUCAGAGACACGUUCUGCUCUUACUCCGUCAUGGAGCUGUGCACGAAGGGCCUGGGCCUGCAGACCGAGUCGCUCAAGUCCCGUGGUUUAGACCUGUCCCGUGUGAGGACGUGUGUGGUGGUGGCGGAGGAGAGACCGCGCAUCGCUCUCACUCAGUCUUUCUCCAAACUGUUUAAAGAUCUCGGACUUCACCCGCGCGCCGUCAGCACAUCCUUCGGCUGCAGAGUCAACCUCGCAAUCUGCCUGCAGGGCACUUCUGGACCAGACCCAACAACUGUGUAUGUGGACAUGAGAGCGCUCAGACAUGACAGAGUGCGUCUGGUCGAGCGAGGAUCUCCACACAGUCUCCCGCUCAUGGAGUCUGGAAAGAUUUUACCGGGAGUUCGCAUCAUCAUCGCUAAUCCUGAGACCAAGGGUCCUUUAGGAGAUUCUCAUCUUGGAGAGAUUUGGGUGCACAGCAGUCACAACGGGAGCGGCUACUUCACAGUGUACGGAGACGAGACCCUCCAGUCUGAUCACUUCAACUCUCGUCUGAGCUUCGGAGACACGCAGACCGUCUGGGCGAGAACCGGAUACUUGGGGUUCCUGAGACGCACCGAGCUCACAGACGCCAGCGGAGAGAGACACGAUGCCCUGUACGUGGUUGGAGCUCUGGAUGAGGCGAUGGAGCUCAGAGGGAUGAGGUACCACCCCAUCGACAUCGAGACCUCCGUCAUCCGCGCACACAAGAGCAUCAUGGAGUGUGCCGUGUUCCCAUGGACUAACCUGUUGGUGGUGGUGGUGGAGCUCGAGGGCUCGGAGCAGGAGGCGUUGGACCUGGUGCCGCUGGUGACGAACGCGGUGCUGGAGGAGCAUUACCUGAUUGUGGGCGUGGUCGUGGUGGUGGACAUCGGUGUCAUCCCCAUCAACUCCCGUGGAGAGAAACAGCGGAUGCACCUGCGCGACGGCUUCCUGGCCGAUCAGCUCGACCCCAUUUACGUGGCCUACAACAUGUAGCUACGUCCGCGUAAAGCCGUGUGUCUGCUAACGAGUGGGCGGAGCUCCAGCACCAACAGUAACAUCACACUGACAAUGAGAGAUGCAGGACCACAGACAGAGGGCGGGGUCAGAGGAGGCGGGGUCAGAGGAGGCGGGGUCAGAGUGCGGGCGGUUUCCCCGGGGUCGUGUUUCUCUGCAGCUUUCGCUUAAAAUUCGCUUCCCACUAAAAAAGUGUCCCAGUUCGUUUUCUUCACACGAAGCCAAACCGAGUCGAGCUGACGUUCCUCAAACUGUGGAUUUUAUGUUGACCGUGAGUUUGGAGUGUAUACACACACACACACACACACACACACAUACACACAUUUCAUUUCAUUUGAGGUACAAAGCUAGUUUAUGUACAAACAAUGUGCUUUUUUUUUUUUUUUUUUUUUUUAUCUUUGUAAAUGUCCCACAGCGGGAUGCGAAAAAAAUCCAGUGGUUUCAUUUCGGUGUAAAAAGCAAAAGUCCGCUGUGUAAUUAUGUACAGAAAAUAGCGCUUAUUUAUUUUGUUCUUUUUAGAAGUGAGAAGACAUUUGAGAAUGUUUUCCUCAUUAAAUAACACUGCUAAUAUAAAAAAAAACACAAAGCGUGUAUAAUCUUGAGUCACAUCAAGAAGAUGUACAAAUAUAAAUAUAUACAAAUAUAUACAGAUCUAUAAAUAAAUAUCAAAUAUAUAUUAAAAUACAAUCUAGGAAUCACCAAUGAAACCUUUCUGAUGCAGUACUUCCCGUUUGCAUGGUAUCUGUUGUACACACACACACACACACACACACAGGUACUGAGUUUAAGAUUCCAGACACGAGAAUAAAACUCACUUUAACGUGAAGCAACGAAUUUAUGAUUUUAUUAUUAAAAUAAAAGCAUCACUGCGACCACACACACACACACACACACUUUUGUUCUGAUUCAGUAUUUUAAAUACUUGUUUGUGUUUAAGUUGCCAGUUUUAGCUUUAAUUUCUGUAAUGUUGUUUAUUUAUUUAUUAACAGAUCUGUACAGAAGCAGUGAGUUUCAGUUCAAUGGCUGUGUCAAGUUCAUCACACACACACACACACACACACACCAAAGCCUGAGGACUUUCUGGCUGCUCCGAGUUAUUUUUAAACAAUCAGAGCUUCACGUCCGGGUCAUGAAUCUACGCAGACGAGGAGCUUCAAUAAUAAAUAAUAAUAUAAACAAUAAUAAAUUAAUAAAUAAAACAUGAGCAAUGAACAGGAAAUGGGGAGGAACUUUUAAAGCUUAAACGAGCAAAAUGUUACAUCAGCUGAUAAAACACUCACAUCUAAUCCGCACAUUAUUGUUCUUUUAUCAUUAUGAUUAUUUUUUUAAUAAGCAUAAUUAAAGUUUGUACUGUGUGGGAACCAAGUUUACACUCCAGCAUCGAGUGACAAUGGAAUUUUUUUUUUUAUUAUUAUUUUUUAAAAUGAUGUCUUAUCCUUGAAGUCGAUCCGUGUUGUCAAUCCCAUGAGAAAGCAGAUGUGCACUUCAUCGCUCCAGCUGUGACAUUAAACCUCCCUCCUUUGUUGAAAUCUAGAUUUACGUGAGCGAGUCUGCAUGGUGUGUGUGUACAUAUUGUUGGUUACCAAAAGAAAAGAAAAAAAAACACACAAAAUGACAAAAAAAAUAAUUUUUGUAUGGUGCAGGUGUGUUUAAAAUUGUUUUGUACACAUAAUUAAAAGUAUUAAAUGACACUUUUAUAGACGCCUGCUUUGGCCGAACUUCACAAGAUUAUGGUGCAAUAAAGUGCUUUAAUUGGUA